Zea mays is the source of this 4933-nucleotide messenger RNA. Its product is annotated as putative phospholipid-transporting ATPase 9. The record is from RefSeq and is a predicted model, not a curated record. The coding region runs from base 910 to 4515 and encodes 1201 amino acids. Gene Ontology annotation, biological process: phospholipid translocation. The transcript has 11 exons. Gene Ontology annotation, molecular function: magnesium ion binding; ATPase-coupled intramembrane lipid carrier activity; ATP binding. NCBI's taxonomy places the organism in Eukaryota, Viridiplantae, Streptophyta, Magnoliopsida, Poales, Poaceae. Gene Ontology annotation, cellular component: plasma membrane.
AGGGCGAAAAUAAAAAAAUCAGUUAGGAGGCCACAAACUACCAAACCGAUCGCACACGUCGCCGUGCACUUCGCUUCGUCGGCAUUGCGUUGCUCCGCCCCGCGCGGCGCCUGCUCACUCCCAUUUUCCAUUGACCUCGCCCCUCUCGUCCGUCUCCUCCCUCCCUGUCCCGGAGCUUCGAUUUUUCCCUUCGAGAGGAGCCACAUGAUUCACCGUCGGAAAGAGGCAAGGCAACGGAACCCGAGCCGCUCCGCUUGAGGUGAGGUGGGGUCCCCGUCUGGGUCGGGGGGGCAUUACCUUGCCGCCCCCGCGCGAAGGGAGAUUCCCGCCACCUAUAGUCGUCCUCUCGUGGGCCAUUUUCUGCCUUGGGGAGAGCAUAGACGCAGCGCCGCGGGAAAGCCGGGCGCCGCAUGGAUCGAGACAUCUGGUGUUCCCGUCUCAAGAGUCUUGGCGUAGCGGGGCGGAGGAGGAGGACGGGGUUCCGGAGCGCAGGGCCGCGGCGGCACGCCGGGAUUUCAGAGGCGCCGCGCUGUUGAGUGUUGACGUCUUCUCGAUCCUGGGAGGAGCUGAUUUCUCUGCUGAGGGCCUGGGGUGGCUCUCGGUUCAGUCCCUCUCCCUGUGCAGUUUAUUUGCUUUUUUUAGGUAGUUGGGGGCUACUUGUUGGUUGGGAGAGGAGCUGAAUUAUUGCGAGCUGCAUUCUUGGAGAUUCUUGCUGCUCGAAUCUCAGCUGCUCUUCUUCAGAGGGAAUUGCCAAUUGCGUUCUGCAGUAAGAUUGAUUUGGACAAGGUUGGAGCGAAUUGGCUGCUACGGCGGGGAGUUCCAAAAAAAACCCGUGAGGUUUUGGCCUUGUCGACUUCUUGGGGCAUCUGGGAGUAGCUUUGGUGCAGUGAUUCACUUGAGUCUGGAGGAAUGGCGCCGACGAAGAGGCUGGAGAAACUUAAGCUCAGCACAUUGUUGACUUUCAUGCGUUGUCACGGGGGCUCUAGUGAUGACCACUUACGGAUUGGGACAGUGGGGUUCUCCAGAGUCGUGUACGUCAAUGAGCCUGAUAGGCUUGAAGAGGAGGGAUUCAGUUACCUGCUGAAUGAGGUGUCGACGACAAAGUACAAUCUGGCCACCUUCCUGCCCAAGUCCCUCUUCGAGCAGUUCAGGAGGGUGGCCAAUUUCUACUUCCUUGUCUCUGGUAUCCUUGCCUUGACUCCACUUGCACCAUACACGGCAGUGAGCGCGCUUGCGCCGCUGUGUGUCGUGAUUGUAGCCACCAUGGCAAAAGAAGGGGUUGAGGACUGGCGGAGGAAACAACAGGAUCACGAGCUUAACAAUCGGAUAGUCAAAGUGCAUAGGGGGAAUGGUCAUUUUGAAGAGUCAAAAUGGAAGAAUAUCAAAGUUGGAGAUGUAAUAAAGGUGGAGAAGGAUAAUUUCUUCCCCGCUGAUAUGAUUCUGCUUUCAUCUAACUAUCCGGAUGGAAUCUGUUAUGUAGAGACCAUGAACCUCGAUGGUGAAACAAAUUUGAAAAUUAAACAAGCUCUCAAGGUGACAUUGGAUUUACAUGAGGACAUAAAGUUCAGGGAAGUCAGACAAACAAUAAAAUGCGAAGACCCAAAUGCGAACCUCUACUCCUUUGUCGGUUCAAUGGAAUGGAGAGGCCAGCAGUAUCCCCUGUCAUCCCUACAGCUUCUUCUUCGAGACUCAAAACUACGGAACACUGACUACAUAUAUGGGGCUGUCAUCUUCACAGGCCAUGAUACAAAAGUGAUGCAAAAUGCAACUGAUCCACCAUCUAAAAGAAGUAAGGUUGAGAAGAAAAUGGAUCAAAUUAUUUAUCUUCUAAUGUCUUCUCUACUCAUGAUUGCAUUACUUGGUUCUGUCUUCUUUGGGAUCUGGACCAAAGAGGACCUAAGAGAUGGUGAGCUCAAACGGUGGUAUCUUCGGCCAGAUGCUACUACCAUAUUCUAUGAUCCAAAGAGAGCAGCUCUGGCAUCUUUCUUUCAUUUGUUGACGUCCUUGAUGCUGUACAGCUACUUCAUACCCAUUUCUUUGUAUAUAUCCAUCGAGAUGGUCAAGAUCUUGCAAGCUCUAUUCAUCAACCAGGAUAUUCGAAUGUAUCAUGAAGAAUCAGAUAAGCCAACUCAUGCUCGUACUUCAAAUCUAAAUGAAGAACUGGGUAUGGUUGAUACAAUUCUAUCGGAUAAGACUGGAACAUUGACGUGCAACAUGAUGGAGUUCAUCAAGUGUUCAAUUGCUGGAACUGCCUAUGGUCAAGGCGUCACUGAAGUUGAGAGAGCUAUGGCUAUGAGGAAAGGUGCUAGGUUAGAUGAUGACAUUGAAAAUGGAGACCACAAAGACAAAAAAAAUGACAACAGUCCCCAUGUUAAAGGGUUCAAUUUCAAGGAUCAACGAAUAAUGGAUGGGAAAUGGGUUCAUGAGCCUAACAGAGUUAUGAUAAGAGAUUUUUUCCGGCUCCUAGCCAUCUGCCACACAUGCAUUGCUGAAAUAGAUGAAAAUGAGAAGGUUUCAUAUGAAGCUGAGUCCCCUGAUGAAGCUGCAUUUGUUAUUGCAGCAAGAGAACUAGGGUUUGAGUUUUACAAGAGGUCGCUAGCAACUAUAAUUGUUCGUGAACGGAAUCCAAGUCAGAAUGUUGUUGAGAAAAGAAAGUAUGAACUCCUAAAUAUGUUGGAGUUCAGUAGCUCAAGGAGUCGGAUGUCUGUGAUAGUGAAGGAACCAGAGGGAAGAAUAUUACUUCUCAGCAAGGGUGCAGACAGUGUGAUGUUCAAAAGGCUUGCACCAAUUGGAAGAAAAUUUGAAGAAGAAACAAGAAGUCACAUAAAUCAGUAUUCUGACUCUGGUCUAAGAACCUUUGUUCUGGCAUACCGUGUCUUAGAUGAGAAAGAGUACAAGGAAUUCAAUGAAAAAUUGAACGCUGCCAAAGCAUCUGUAAGUGCUGAUAAAGAUGAAAAAAUUGAGCAGGUUGCUGAUAGCAUUGAACGGGACUUGAUUCUUCUUGGUGCUACCGCAGUUGAAGAUAAACUUCAACAAGGGGUGCCUGAAUGCAUAGACAAGCUUGCACAAGCCGGAAUUAAGAUGUGGGUCCUGACAGGCGAUAAGCUGGAGACAGCUAUCAAUAUUGGGUUUGCUUGUAGCCUUCUUAGACAAGGCAUGACACAGAUAAUCGUCACACUGGAACAACCUGAUAUCAUCGCAUUGGAGAAAAAUGGUGACAAACCAAAAAUUGCUAAGGCAUCAAAGCAACGGGUUAUGGGUCAGAUAGAGGAUGGAAUCAAACAAAUUCCACCUUCAACUCAAAUUAGCACUGCAUCAUUCGCGCUAAUCAUUGAUGGUAAAUCACUAACUUAUGCUUUGGAAGAUGAUGUUAAGUUUAAGUUCUUGGAUCUUGCUCUCAAGUGUGCAUCAGUGAUAUGUUGCCGAUCUUCACCAAAACAGAAGGCACUGGUUACAAGACUUGUUAAAGAAGUAACACAUAAAGUGACUUUAGCAAUAGGUGAUGGGGCAAAUGAUGUUGGCAUGCUUCAAGAAGCUGACAUAGGGGUUGGCAUCAGUGGUGCUGAAGGAAUGCAGGCUGUCAUGGCUAGUGAUGUUGCUGUUGCCCAAUUCCGCUUCUUGGAACGGCUACUUCUGGUGCAUGGACAUUGGUGUUACCGGCGUAUUUCACUGAUGAUAUGCUAUUUCUUCUACAAGAAUGUUACUUUUGGUGUAACUAUCUUUCUGUACGAAGCAUUUGCAUCUUUCUCCGGGAAGCCAGCUUAUAAUGAUUGGUUCUUGUCACUAUAUAAUGUUUUCUUCACCUCCCUUCCUGUCAUUGCUCUGGGGGUAUUUGACCAGGAUGUGUCUGCUAGGCUGUGCAUACAGUAUCCACAGCUAUACCAAGAAGGAGUGCAAAAUAUAUUAUUCAGUUGGCGUCGGAUACUUGGCUGGAUGUUUAAUGGUGUUAUGAAUGCUGUCUUAAUCUUUUUCUUCUGCAUCACUGCCUUCGAGGACCAGGCAUUCCGUCGCGACGGUCAAGUUGCGGGCUUGGAUGCUCUUGGUGUCGUCAUGUACACUUGUAUUGUAUGGGUUGUUAACUGUCAAAUGGCGCUCUCUGUGAACUACUUCACCAUAAUCCAGCACAUAUUCAUAUGGGGCAGCAUUGCAGUAUGGUACCUCUUCCUCUUGGUUUAUGGUGCCAUAAACCCGAGGUUCUCAACUACAGCCUACAUGGUCUUCAUCGAACAGCUGGCCCCAGCCCUCUCAUUUUGGCUGGUGACACUUUUUGUUGUGGUGGCAACACUUGUCCCCUACUUUAGCUAUGCCGCCAUCCAGAUCCGCUUUUUCCCGAUGUUCCACAACAAGAUUCAGUGGAAACGGUACUUGGGGAAGGCUGAAGAUCCAGAGGUGGCAAGGCAGUUGUCAUCAAAACACCGCACAUCAUUGCAGCACAGGAUGGUUGGUAUCUCUGCUCGUCGUGACGGCAAGGCUGUGCAAAUAACAAAGGAGACAGAGCUACAAGUUCAGGAGUAGCAUUGUCAGUAGAUUUUGCGUUUUGUACAGCUUAUAGGAUCUUGUCUCCAGCAAGAUGACAGCUGAACUGAUUGGGACUUGAGAUGUUCCUGGAUUGCUGCUUCUGUGAUGCCUGUCAUGGGAGUUGUUCCAGUUCAGAUGAUAGAGCAAGACCACAGAUUGCUUAGAUAGGUCGCAAGGAGGCCAAGAGAAUACCUGCUGCAAAGUUCAAUUUUUAGCAGUUCAAGGAUUUUGUGGGUUUUUUCCCUGCUUCUCUUACACAUGUAAAUGCUUGUAACCAGAUUGGUAGAAUUUCUCCUUUUUACCCCCCUUGCCUGCCCUCGACUGUUUCAAACAAUAAUGGUAAGACUUCUGAUUUGUGUGACUUCAUGCUUUUAUUAUUUGGAAAGAAUCAUAAAUGGGUGUCUUACAAUCUAAA